GCCCAGUUGGUGUAGAAACAGCCGGGAGGAUUUCAACCGCCUGCCAUGACUUCUCGAAACACCUACCUGCGGAGACAAAAAGAGGAAUAGAGGAGAACAAACAAACAGCUUUAUUUUAUUUGUGACUGAAUUAAACUUCUCGAAAGCGAGGGAUAGGACAGGGAGCGAAGCCAAGACUGCUUGUUUAGGACCAUAUUUACUUCACUUUUACGUUUUCUAAUCAGAGCGGCAACAUGGAUGAUUUUUGACACCCCCAGCGAUCUACAUAGGCGAAGAGCCUGCCUACUCUGAGAGUGAAGAGGAGCUGAGAAGCUCCCCCGCUGCUUUUAGAGAGUGAGCGAGGAGGAUUUUUUUUUUUUUUUGGAGGUGGGGGGUGGGGGGAGCUUGGAAGCUGGAGCGGAGGCACCACGGCGGCACUCUCACACAGGCAGCCGGAGCCAUGAGCAGGGCGCUCACGGAGCACAUCAGCGGUAGCUUCCGAGAAGAUGCUCCCCGUCCUCCGGUGCCGGGGGAGGAGGGAGAGGCGUCAUGCUACAACCCGAGCAGAUCUGGCAAAAUGAGAGCCCAGAGUAAAGUUAAAGAUCUCCCCACCGCCGCUGCCGCCGCCGCUGCUGCUCUUGUCGGCUCCAUGCCACGGAGGAACGAGGAUGGACUCGGGGAGCCGGAGGGCAGCGCGUCCCCGGACUCGCCGCUCGUUCGGUGGACCAAGUCUCUGCAUUUCCUUCUCGGCGACCUGGACGGCGCUCACCUGUUCAGGACCUUCUUGGAGCGAGAGCGCUGCGUCGACGCGCUGGACUUCUGGUUCGCCUGCAACGGCUUCCGGCAGAUGGACUUAAAGGAUACCAAAACGCUGCGAGUUGCCAAAGUUAUCUUCAAGCGGUACAUCGAGAACAACAGCGUGGUGGCGAAGCAGCUGAAACCGGCCACCAAGACCUUCAUAAGGGAUAGUAUCAAGAAGCAGCAGAUAGAUUCGGCCAUGUUCGACCAGGCGCAGACGGAGAUCCAGUCCCACAUGGAGGAGAACGCGUACCAGAUGUUCCUGACCUCUGACAUAUACCUCGAAUACGUGCGCACUGGCUGCGAGAACGCCGCCUACAUGAACCACGGCGGGCUGGGCAGCCUCAAGCUGAUGUGCGGAUAUCUUCCUCCUCUCAUGGAGGAAGAGGAGUGGAGUUGCAGUGACCUGAAGGCGAAAGCUUUGGGGUCUGUGGUGGGACUGUCUGCGAAGAACCUGAGGGCUACUGCUACUAUCCGGACAGCAGCUGAAGUGCUGGAGAAGACCUACAGGACCCAUCGACGAGGAGACCCCGCCAGCCCGUACUUCAUCAACUCCGGCUACAUUUUCGCCCCCGCCACCAGUGCCAACGACAGCGAGAUCUCAAGCGACGCAGCGACAGACGACUCUCUGUCGAUGACUGACAGUAGUGUAGAUGGAAUCCCUCCUUACAAGAUGUGCAGCAAGAAGCAGCUGCAGCGAGAGAUGCAUCGUAACGUUAAGAUCAACGGCCAAGUUACGCUACCCCACUUUCCUAGGACACACCGGCUGCCUAAGGAGAUGACCCCAGUCGAGCCCUCAGCUUUUGCUGCACAGCUCAUCGCCAAACUGGAGAAGCUGAAGCGUGAGCAGGACACGAUGAGCUCUCUUGAGGAGAGGCUGCAGCAAAUUCAGGAGGAGGACGAGAGGGAGGAAAUCAACGACCUGAGCAGCAGCAGCUGCCUUCAUCAUCCCCUGCUGCCAUCCGCAAGCCAAUGUGAGGAAGACCCCCAGGCCAUCUUAGACGAGCACCUUUCCCGUGUCCUGAAGACGCCCGGCUGCCAGUCGCCUGGCGUCGUCCGGCACUCGCCACGAUCUCGCUCCCCGGAUCAGACUGGCGUUCUGGUGUCCUCUGGCCACGCGACUCUUUUUGGUGCUUAUCAAGGGUCCGCUAAGGUUCUGAUGACAGGCAGGCAGUCCACGAAGCACAUCCACCACCACUACAUCCACCAUCACCAUGCUGGGCCCAAAACCAAGGAGCAGAUUGAGACCGAAGCGGCUCAGCGCGUGCAGUGCCUCUGCCCUCAAGGGGGCGCCAAUUACUCCGACUUCACACCUGCUCGCUGCAGCACUUUGUCCAGACGACCAGUGAAGGCCUCCGAUGAGGGUGUGUCUUCACCAUGCCUUCCCAUGGUUUCCACCGACCGCUCUCAGAAUGUUUGGCAGUGGAUCCUGGAGAGCGAGAGGCAGGGCAAGCACAAGCCCCACAGCACUCAAGGCCUAAAGAAGUCCAGUCCUCUCGAUUCCAAGAUCCUUCCUGCUAGGACCAACACCUGGGGUGGAGCUGGCACCUGCAAUGGGAGUCACCUCCGUGGCCAUCACCCAGGCCAUCCUUUCAUCCAGGAUCCUGCGAUGCCACCCUUACCCCCUCCCAACACCCUGGCACAGCUUGAGGAGGCUUGUCGCAGACUGGAAGAGGUUUCCAAGUCGCCAAAGCAGAGGCAUUCAACAACGUCUGGCAGCCUUCAGAGAGACAGGAGCCAUCCACCUGCUGGAACCGGUGCAGGCUCCUCUCAAACCAACCCUGAAGAGUCUAAGGAGCUGGUGGUAACAUACUUUUUCUGUGGCGAGGAAAUUCCUUAUCGCAGCAUGAUGAAGACCCACUGCCUCACCCUGGGUCACUUCAAAGAACAGCUCAGCAAGAAAGGCAACUACCGGUACUACUUCAAGAAGGCGAGCGAUGAGUUUGAGUGUGGAGCGGUGUUCGAGGAGGUGUGGGAAGAUGCCACUGUGCUGCCCAUGUACGAGGGCAAGGUCCUGGGCAAAGUGGAGAGGAUGGACUGAAAAUAAAAACCAACAAAAAAAAAAACAAUAACACAAACAACCAGUGCCCUUCCCAUGCCCAACCACAAGUUAAGCUUUCCCUUAAGACCUUGAGCAACAGACUCUAUGAAAAAAAACAAACAAACAAACAAAAAAAAAAACCUCUGGACUUUUUUUUUUUAUAUAUAUAUAUAUUUCUUAUUGUUAAGCUAAACAGAGUUAAUAUAUCCAGCACAAGAAACGCGAUUGAAGGAAGACGAGCCAAUGAAGUAUGCCGAACUCAGAGGAGGAGCCGCCCCCUCCCUGACUCGCUCAACCAAUCAGCCUUAGAUCACACAAAGGGACGAAACUUUGAAGACCAACGCAAGAAUCGGAGGCCAGGGGGGAGGAGAGACCCCGACUCCUCUUGAAGAUAACCACUGAAGAAACCGUCGAGUUGCGACGCGACGGCAGACUGAUGGUGUCCUGUGCAGAGGGCUAAGCAGGCGCCAACAGAAACGCCCAUACGUGUGCAUAUACAUACAUAUAUAUGUAUAUAUACACAUAUUUUAUAUAUAUAUAGAUAUAUAUAUAUACAUACAUAUAUAUCUAUAUAUGUAUAUAUAAUCCUUUUUGUCUUGAGUUUAAAGUUUUAUUUAGUAUUUAUUAAAAUAACCCUUCCCUCUCCCUCUCCCAUCUCUUAAUCCGUUGACCCCGCCCCCUUUCCCCAUCUCCAGCCAAUAAUCAAGCUGCUUUGAAUGUUGGGAGAAUACUGUAGCGAUGCCGUUUCAGGUUUUGUCCGUUUUUAUGUUCCGCAAAGGUCGUCACACUAGCCUUGUUGCCACUUUCGACCCAAAAUAACGACCUGAGCGUGGGUCCAAUCCAAAGCUUCAUUACGCUCACGGUGGAUCCCCGUUUUAUAUGCUGCUGAUAGUUUUGUUCAAAGUUGUCACACCAGGAUCUCCCAGCACUCAUAGUCUCUCUCUCUCUCUCUCUCCCCCGUCCCUCCCUUCCUCCCUGACUUUAGCGACAGAGCUCAAUCUUUUUUUGUUGUGCCUUUGUUUGUAAACCAGGCAUUGCACAGGGAUGGGAAAUAAAGGGGGGGAGGGGGGGGCUGGAUGGAGGGGUGGGCAGAUUCACACAGAGAGAAGGCCUAAUAAAGACAGUGUUUACAUCCCGCACACCGAAAUAACUCAUGGUAACAGGAAUCGGUUUGAGCCACUGAGAGCGACUUCUCGACAAAGUCGGCCGACAAGUGCGGGAGGAAAAAAGAAACAAAAAUGUAAAAAAAAGAUAAAUAUAUAUAUACAUAUAUAUAUAUAUACAAAACAGCAAAAACAUCGUGAAGAAUCUCCGCUCCAGUAUCUUUUGAAUGUUGUUACAGUAAGACCGAAUAUAGCAGAGCUCCUGCGUAUAUUGUAAUUAUGCAUUCUGAAGUAUGAAUACUGAAACACACACAGACACAAACACAUGACUGCUGGUGUUUCUUGAGUACAGCACCUGUGCCUACAUGGAUGCCAUACCAUGUGCUACCCUGUUUCAGGGUUUUAAUAUAUAUCCCUUGGUUUUCAGAAGGGUUUUAUGUUGAGAAGAUAUUUUUAUGCUUUUAAUAAUGUCCUGUAAUCAUGUUUUUUUUUUUUCUUUUUGUAAAUUUUAUUUUAUUUGGGUUCCUCUUUUUACACCAUGGCCUUUUUUUGUUUGUUGUUUUUGGUUCAUAAUAUCUAAACUGUAAAUUAUACAUUAUAUACAGAGUUUCAUUUAAAGAUUUACAUGGAUCUAUAAUUAUUGUAAUUAUUGAGAGAUGUAGCCUUUAUUAAAGUUUUAUAUUUUUCAAAUGAAAGCAGGUGUACUUAUUUCAUGUUUUCGCAGAGUGACAUCAUAAGUAUCCAUAUUGUUUUAUUUAUUGAUAGACCAAGACAAUAAUGGUGACGCUCAAAGGAAAGUUGACGUGUUUUAUUUAACGAGUUAAUUUUAUUCCGCUUUUCUGAUGCCAAAGUGAUGAGCAAUGUUGGUGCAAACAGAACGUAUGAAGGAUUUAUUUCAGUAAUAGUAUUCUCCUCACCACUAUUCCGUAAGACUUGAUUUGUACAGAGCAGGACGACUGACCGUCUGCAGUGUCUGGACUGAGCCGUGGAUCUCUGCUGGUCCUCCAGUCACCGUCACCCUCCUGGCUGCUGCUUUGAUUAAUUAGUUUAAGUAGGUAGCCUUGUUUUCAUAGGUUUGUAGUUUUUAUCAAAAAUUGUCACCAUUGAGCUUUAGUUGAAAAAAAAAAAAAGUCUUAUUAUUAAUUGUUUUCCCCACUGAACAAAAGUGAAGGUUAAACUCUUUUCUCUACAUUCUAAGCGUAAGAUUCAGCUCGUACAGUAAAAUGUUUUACUUUGAGGUUCGGAGCACUUCCUCACCAUGGGCGCCAUAACUUAUGGAAGUGGCUGCAGGUCAUAGUUUACUCAGAAUCAAGCAUGUCAAGCAAAGAGCAGCAUCAUCGAAUGAGGCAAUAU
This is a messenger RNA of Gambusia affinis (western mosquitofish), 5274 nucleotides long. RefSeq names its product axin-2-like. Lineage: Eukaryota; Metazoa; Chordata; Actinopteri; Cyprinodontiformes; Poeciliidae. The transcript is spliced from 12 exons. The record is from RefSeq and is a predicted model, not a curated record. Bases 440 to 2818 code for a protein of 792 amino acids. Gene Ontology annotation, biological process: negative regulation of canonical Wnt signaling pathway.